This is a messenger RNA of Penicillium longicatenatum, 1764 nucleotides long. RefSeq names its product phosphate:H+ symporter (gene phoD). Gene Ontology annotation, molecular function: phosphate transmembrane transporter activity. The record is from RefSeq and is a predicted model, not a curated record. NCBI's taxonomy places the organism in Eukaryota, Fungi, Ascomycota, Eurotiomycetes, Eurotiales, Aspergillaceae. Bases 1 to 1764 code for a protein of 587 amino acids. Gene Ontology annotation, biological process: phosphate ion transport; transmembrane transport. Gene Ontology annotation, cellular component: membrane. The transcript has 3 exons.
AUGGCGUCCACGCAAGAGGUUCCUCUGGUUCCCUUCAGCAGCCUGCCCCCCAUUCACGAUGAAGAAAUAGCUAUUCAUGAUGGCAGUGAGACCUCGUACCUCAGCGAUCCCAAGGAAGCGCGCCGACGUGCUCUGGCUGAGAUUGAUAAUGCCAAAUUCGGAUGGCACCAUGUUCGCGCUGUGGUUGUAGCCGGCGUGGGCUUCUUUACUGACUCCUAUGACAUCUUCGCCAUCAAUCUUUGUGUCAGCAUGCUUGGCGUUGUUUACUGGCAGACGGCCAAAUCGAACCCCGGCAAGAUCCCCUCAAGCUCUGACACCGCCAUCAAAGUUGCAACCUCCGGUGGUACUGUCAUUGGUCAGCUCUUCUUCGGCUGGCUUGCUGACCGCAUUGGUCGUAAGCGUAUGUACGGCUUCGAGCUCAUGAUCAUCAUCCUUGCUACCCUGGCUCAGGCUCUCUCGUCUAAUUCCCGCGCUAUCUCCAUCACUGGUUUGUUGAUUUUCUGGCGUGUCAUCAUGGGAAUUGGUAUUGGCGGAGACUAUCCGCUCUCUUCUAUCAUCACUUCUGAGUUUGCUACUACCAAGUGGCGCGGUGCGAUGAUGGGAGCUGUCUUUGCAAUGCAAGGCAUCGGACAGUUUGCUGCCGCGAUUAUCGCCCUUAUUGUCACCGCUGCCUUCAAAGCGUCACUUGAAACUGCAAAAGAUGUAGCCCACUGCACGGGAGUUUGUCAACUCGCCGUUGACAAAAUGUGGCGCACUGUCAUCGGAAUGGGUGCUGUGCCUGCGUGCGCGGCUCUCUACUUUCGACUCACCAUUCCUGAAACGCCUCGUUACACCUUCGAUGUUGACCGUGACAUUCUCAAGGGUGACUCUGAUAUCCGUGCUUAUAUGAAGGGAGAGAGCGAGGGCCACCCCGAUGAAAUUCGCCGCAUCGCUGUUCUUCGCAACAAAAACACCGAGACCAUGGUUCCCAAGGCGACCUUCGCCGAUUGGUACCAUCACUUCGGAAAUUGGAAAAAUGGAAAGGUUCUUCUCGGCACAGCUGGAUCGUGGUUUUUUCUCGACGUUGCUUUCUACGGACUUGGCCUGAACAACUCUGUUAUUCUGGGCGCUAUCGGAUGGACAGGUGGACAUGAUGUCUACCAGAUCUUUUACCGCAAUGCUGUCGGUAACCUGAUUCUCAUCUGUGCCGGUGCUAUUCCGGGCUACUGGGUGACUGUUGCCACCGUUGACACGAUCGGCCGCAAGCCAAUCCAGCUGUUUGGAUUCAUUAUGCUUACCAUCCUGUUUAUCAUCAUCGGUUUUACCUAUCACCCUCUGAAAAAGUCCCACAAUGGUCUUCUGGCGCUCUACGUGCUUGCGCAAUUCUUCUUCAACUUCGGCCCCAACGCGACCACCUUCAUUGUCCCUGGAGAAUGUUUCCCUACUCGGUACCGUUCGACCUCCCACGGCAUCAGUGCUGCGACUGGUAAGAUUGGUGCAAUCAUCGCACAGUGUGUCUUUGGCCCCCUAGUCAACAAAGGCGCUCCCAAGGGAACUUCCAACAGCCCUUGGCUAAACCACGUCAUGCAGAUCUUCGCACUCUUCAUGCUUUGUGGCGUCUUCAUGACUCUACUUAUCCCUGAGACCAAGCGCCGCACUCUAGAGAGCCUUUCCGGGGAGGAACCUGAAGAUGACUGUGUUACCCACCAUCAACCAUCCGAGGAGUCUAGCCGUAAGAGGCCUGACAUGACUGCUGUUGCUGGCGUCACUUCCCGGGGAGAUUAG